AUGUUCGCCAAAGCUGCUUUCGUUUUCACCGCUCUCGCUGCCGUUGCUACCGCUCGUUCUGUCACCCACCAAUGCAACACGGGUCCCGUCCAGUGCUGCAACACCUUGACCACCGCUAGCAACAGCCAAGCUGCUGGCCUCAUUCAACAAAUCGGUCUGAGUGGCAUUGGCGCCAACAUCCCCGUCGGUCUCGACUGCAACCCUAUUACUGCUAUUGGUGUUGGCAGCGGCUCUACUUGCUCCGCUAACCCCACCUGCUGCACGAACGUCUAUACAAAUGGUCUCGGUGUUGAUUGCAACCCCAUUAACGUCAAUCUUUAA
This is a messenger RNA of Serpula lacrymans var. lacrymans S7.9, 321 nucleotides long. RefSeq names its product hydrophobin (gene slh5). NCBI's taxonomy places the organism in Eukaryota, Fungi, Basidiomycota, Agaricomycetes, Boletales, Serpulaceae. Bases 1 to 321 code for a protein of 106 amino acids. Gene Ontology annotation, cellular component: fungal-type cell wall. The record is from RefSeq and is a predicted model, not a curated record. Gene Ontology annotation, molecular function: structural constituent of cell wall. The transcript has 3 exons.